Sciurus carolinensis (gray squirrel) is the source of this 7187-nucleotide messenger RNA. RefSeq names its product multidrug resistance-associated protein 1-like. Gene Ontology annotation, molecular function: ATP hydrolysis activity; ATP binding; ABC-type transporter activity. The record is from RefSeq and is a predicted model, not a curated record. The coding region runs from base 241 to 4137 and encodes 1298 amino acids. The transcript is spliced from 29 exons. Gene Ontology annotation, biological process: transmembrane transport. Gene Ontology annotation, cellular component: membrane. Lineage: Eukaryota; Metazoa; Chordata; Mammalia; Rodentia; Sciuridae.
AGUUUCAUUCGUCAGUUAGAGUCUGACAAAGACCAUCACUCAGAAAAGCACUACCGGGUUCCACCCUCACCCCGCCCAGACGGCAGACCGGGAAAGGCAGUGGGGACAGUCAGCAAGGCGACAGCUGCCUCGCGCGCGCGGUCCUCCCACCGCCCUAUCGCCGCAUCCGUAUCCCCCGCCAAGAGAGGUGACAGCCUCAGGACACCUCUCCCCCCGCCAGUCUCAGGUGACCUGCGGACCAUGUUUUCCAGCCUGCCGAGGUGGGGCUCCCACAGGUCCUACGAGCCGGUCCCCGGGGGACUGGAUGCGCAGAAAUGCAGUCCAGAGAAAAGUGCUUCAUUUUUCAGUAAGGUGACAUACUCCUGGUUUAGCAGAAUAAUCAUUUUAGGCUAUAAGAAACCUUUGGAAAGAGAGGACCUUUUUGAACUAAAUGAAAGUGAUUCUCCCUACAUUGUGUGUCCCAUUUUUGAAAAGCAAUGGAGGAAGGAAGUUUUAAGGAAUCAAGAUAGACCAAAUAUAAAGGCAUCUUUUCAUAAAGAAACCCAUACUAGGAAGCCAUCUCUACUCUCUGCAUUGUGGAAUACAUUUAAAUCUUCCCUAAUUCAAGUUGUUUUAUUUAAAAUGUUUGCUGAUAUUUUGUCCUUCACUAGCCCAAUCAUAAUGAAGAAAAUGAUCAUUUUCUGUGAACACAGCUCAGAUUCUGGCUGGACUGGCUAUGGUUAUGCAGUAGCACUUUUUGCUGUAGACUUUUCCCAAACCCUGAUCCUUCAGCAGUAUCAACGUUUUAGCUUGCUCACCUCAGCAAAAAUAAAAACAGCAGUAACUGGACUGAUCUACAAAAAGGCCCUACUUCUAUCAAAUGUUUCUCACCAAAAGUUUUCCACUGGGGAAAUUAUUAACUUGAUGUCAACAGAUGCCCAGCAGCUCAUGGACGUGACAGCAAACCUCAGUAUCCUGUGGUCAGCCCCUUUUCAAAUCCUGAUGGCCAUCUUUCUUCUUUGGCAAGAACUGGGUCCAGCAGUGUUAGCAGGAGUGGCAGUUCUUUUGUUUGUUAUACCAAUAAAUGUUUUAGUUGCCAUUAGAGUAAAAAAGUUGAAGAAAAAACAAACAAAGAACAAAGAUAAACAGAUAAAACUACUCAAGGAAAUCUUGCAUGGAAUUAAGAUUCUCAAACUUUAUGCAUGGGAACCUGCCUAUAAAAAUAAGAUUAUUAAAAUUCGAGAUCAGGAAUUGGAGUUUCAAAAAUCAGCUACAUAUCUUGCUGUAUGUUCUAUGCUGACGUUAACUUGCAUUCCAUUCUUGGUGUCUCUGGCCACUUUUGGUGUCUAUUUCUCACUGGAUGAAGGAAACAUUUUAACAGCCACUAAAGCGUUCACAUCUAUGUCUUUGUUUAAUAUUUUGAGGAUUCCUCUUUUUGAGUUGCCAACAGUGAUCUCAGCUGUGGUCCAGACAAGGAUAUCACUGUGUCGUUUGGAAGACUUUCUCAACUCUGAGGAGCUUUCUCCUCAAAAUAUUGAAAGAAACUACAUAGGAGAUCAUGCAAUUGGGUUUACUAAUGCCUCUUUCUCCUGGGAUAAAACAGGGAUUCCAGUACUAAAAGACUUGAACAUGAAGAUUCCAGAAGGAGCUUUGGUGGCUAUUGUAGGGCAGGUUGGGUCUGGGAAGUCCUCUGUGCUGUCUGCCAUCCUGGGGGAAAUGCAGAAACUUACAGGAGUCGUCCAGAGAAAGGGCUCUGUGGCGUAUGUUUCUCAGCAGGCCUGGAUUCAGAACUGCAUUUUGCAAGAAAACAUUCUCUUUGGCUCCAUCAUGCAGAAGCAGUUUUAUGAGCGAAUAUUGGAAGCCUGUGCUCUCCUUCCUGACUUGGAGCAGUUACCAAAAGGAGAUCAAACUGAGAUUGGAGAAAGAGGUGUGAAUAUAAGUGGAGGUCAGAAGCAACGAGUAAGUCUGGCCAGAGCUGUCUACAGUGGGGCGGACAUCUACCUCCUGGAUGAUCCCUUGUCUGCUGUGGAUGUUCAUGUUGGAAAGCAGCUCUUUGAAAAAGUGAUAGGGUCCUCAGGCCUUUUGAAAAACAAGACUCGUAUUUUAGUGACACACAACCUCACACUUCUGCCACACAUGGAUCUUAUUGUUGUGAUGGAAAGUGGCAGGGUAGCACAAAUGGGAACAUACCAGGAGCUGCUGUCUAAAACCAAAAACCUCAAUAAUUUUCUUCAGGUUUUCAGUGAACAAGAAGAAGGUCCUGCUUUAAAGCAAGUGAGUGUAAUCAACUCCAGAAAUACACUGAAAGACCAAAUACUGGAGCAAGAAGAUAGGCCUUCAUUGGACCAUGGAAAACAGUUCUCAAUGAAAAAAGAAAAGAUCCCUGUUGGUGGGGUGAAGUUCUCAAUCAUUCUGAAGUAUCUUCAAGCCUUUGGUUGGCCCUGGGUAUGGCUGAUAGUAGCCACUUAUCUCGGACGGAAUUUGGUGAGCAUUGGACAAAAUCUAUGGCUUAGUGCCUGGGCAAAAGAAGCAAAACACUUGAAUGAUUUCACAGAAUGGAAGCAAAUAAGAAGCAAUAAACUUAAUAUCUAUGGAUUAUUGGGAUUAAUUCAAGGUCUCUUUGUCUGCACUGGAGCCUAUGUACUCACCAGAGGAUCCCUGACAGCUUCUAGAACCUUAUAUGCUCAACUCUUGAGUAAUGUGCUACACCUCCCACUCCAGUAUUUUGAAACCAAUCCUAUUGGUCAAAUCAUCAAUCGGUUCACCAAGGAUAUGUUUAUAAUUGAUGUACGUUUCCAUUACUAUUUACGGAUCUGGUUGAAUUAUACACUGGAUAUUGUCGGAACAGUUUUGGUCAUUAUGGGAGCUUUCCCACUUUUCAUUCUUGGGAUUAUUCCCUUGGUUCUCUUGUAUUUCACCAUACAGAGAUACUACAUAGCCAGCUCUCGACAAAUUCGGCGGUUGUCAGGAGCAUCCCGUUCUCCUGUCAUUUCUCACUUCAGUGAGACUUUAUUGGGUGUGUCCACUAUUAGAGCAUUUGGACAUGAACAGAGGUUCAUCCAACAAAACAGGGAGGUAGUGAAUGAGAACUUGGUCUGUUUCUACAAUAAUGUAAUUUCAAAUAGGUGGCUGUCUGUUAGGCUUGAAUUUCUUGGCAACUUAAUGCUAUUCUUUACUGCAUUACUUGCUGUGCUGGCUGGCAAUUCCAUAGAUUCAGCAAUUGUUGGUUUGUCUAUAUCCUAUGCCCUAAAUAUUACUCAAUCUCUGAAUUUUUGGGUAAGGAAGGCAUGUGAAAUUGAAACCAAUGCAGUGUCCAUUGAAAGAGUGUGUGAAUAUGAAGAUAUGGAUAAAGAGGCACCUUGGAUUUUGUCUAGAAGGCCUCCAUUACAAUGGCCCAAUAAAGGGGUAGUAGAAUUUAUUAAUUUUCAAGCUAGAUAUCGAGAUGAUCUCGGUUUGGCAUUACAAGAUAUCACUUUCCAGACUCAUGGGGAAGAGAAGAUUGGAAUUGUGGGAAGAACUGGGGCAGGUAAAUCAACACUAUCAAAUAGCUUAUUUAGAAUUGUGGAGAGAUCAGGAGGCAAAAUUAUUAUUGAUGGAAUAGACAUAACAACUAUUGGACUUCAUGACCUUCGUGGUAGACUCAAUAUAAUUCCACAGGACCCUGUUUUGUUUUCUGGAACUCUUCAAAUGAACCUGGAUCCCUUAGACAAGUAUUCUGAUGGUGAGCUGUGGGAGGUGCUGGAAUUGUGUCACUUAAAAGAAUUCGUGCAGUCCCUUCCCAAGAAGUUACUGCAUGAGAUCUCAGAAGGUGGCGAAAACCUCAGUGUUGGACAGAGGCAGCUCAUCUGUCUGGCGCGUGCUUUGCUUCGUAAGACAAAAAUUCUUGUCUUGGAUGAGGCAACUGCCUCUAUUGAUUUUGAGACUGAUAACCUGGUGCAGAACACAAUCAGAAAGGAGUUUUCUGAUUGCACCAUUCUGACAAUUGCUCAUAGACUACAUUCUAUCAUUGAUUCAGACAGGGUGCUUGUUCUAGACUCUGGAAGGAUUAUAGAAUUUGGGGCACCACAGCAUCUGAUACGUCAGAAAGGACUCUUUUUUCAAAUGAUAACAGAAGCUGGAAUGACAAAGGACUUGGGGACAAAAGAUCAAUUACUUUAGCUGCAUAUUGAUGAUAUUGAAUAGAACAGCUGUUCAGCAUUAGUAUUUAACAAAUAAGGAUGGGGAGGAAUGCUCAAAGGCAAGUUCCUGACUGUGAGUUGGCACAUGUACCAACAAACACCCUUGUUUCUCCUCAUCCGGCACUGUACUCUGGCUUCUCCCUUCCUUUCAUACCUGCUUUCUCGGCAUUACCCAACAUGCUAAGUAUCUCAGGAGUUCCUUCCUGGGUGCAGGACCACUCAUCUCCUCCAUUUGCCUUCCAGUCUGAUCUGAGCGCACUUCAUGUGUGCCCUGACUCACCCCAUGUGCAUACCUUUGCCAUGGUACUAAUCAGGCUCCACUCUAAUCCUUUAAGUUUAUCUUUCCCCUUUACAAAAAGCUACUUGAAGGCAGAUGCUCAGUUUUACUCUUCUUUGUAUGAUAACCCUAGCAUAGAGUCUUUCACUCAUACCCAACAAAUGUUUAUAAGAUAAUGAACUUGCAUCUUUGAGUACAUAUAUAUGUGUGUUGAAUUAUUAUAGUUUAUGAAAUGAUGAAGGAAUCAAAGAAGUUAUUGGCCGCUUUUGACUAAAAAAGACAAUAUUUUUGAUAAUUCUAUCUUAACUGAAUUUUAUGAUCUGCUUUAUUUAAAAAUGUUUUGUAGAAUUUCUACUAUUUGCCUUGAGUUAAAAAAAAAAAACAACUAUUUUCUAUAGAAUCUCUGGAUCAACCUUAGAUAUGUAUCAGCUGGUAUGCAUUUGUGAUAAUAUUGUUGAUGUGUAGUACUAAUCACAUUUUGAAGGAAAAUUUUAAUUCAUAUAUUUGGAAUAAAAUCAACAUUGUGCCUGAAUUGCUCUUCAGACUUGAAGUUAUCAGACUUCAGUGGUAUUUUGAAGAUGAUUUUAAACAACUAUUUUAACAAGUUUUUCAAGGCCAUAAACUAUUUCUUUGACCUAUUCUGCUUCCUAUGCAAUCCUAUAUGUACAAAUUUGCUUCAUUUCCUAAGGGUAUUUAUGAAAAAAUUGCCUUAAUCUGUAAAACUGAAUAUUAACUAAGUCUCCUUCUAAUAGGAUGUAAGAUAUUUGAAAUGUUGUUCUGCCUUUACAAUCCUUGAAGUGCUUUAUAAAUGCUGAAUAUUUAUUGAACCAUUAUAAAAGGGAUUUAGGUAUUUCAUAAAUAUCAGUUAAAAGUUGUUUCAGCUUUUGUCUUUGUCUAUUAUGUAUUGCUAUAACAGAAUAUCACACACUGGGUAAGCUAUCAUGAAUAUAAAUUUUUUAGGUUUUAGUUCUGGAGAUUGGAGACUCCAAGAUUGAGGAUUCAUAUCUGGCAAGGGUCUCCUUGCCAUGUCAUUUCAGUGUGGAAGACUUUGAGAAAGAGAAGACAGAGACAGAAAAGGGAAGGAGGCUGAAAUCAUCCUUUCAGCAGGAUUCACUCCUGUGAUAAUGAAUGGUACUGAUCCAUUCAUAAGGGCAGACCUAAUCAGGAUGACCUACUCACCUUUUAAAGUCCCAACCUCUCAACACUUGAUUGGGAUUAAGUGUCCAUCCCAUGAAAUUUAGGGGGCACAUUCAUACCACAGUGCCUCUCUUUUCCUAUAGCUUUAAUAAAUCAGAAAAGCUGCAUAAUUUAAAAUCUAAUGUGACAUCAACAGUAGCCCGUAUAACUGGCAGAACUUUAUGCAGCCAUGGGAAUGAAUGUGUAGCAGUGGCAGACAACAUCAUGGAUCUCACAAACAUAAUAUUGAGUCAAAAGGCUAGGUACAAAGGAAUAUUAUUGUAUGGGUUUAUGAUUCUAUUUGUAUUAAAGUUAAAAUCAAAACCAAAAAAUUAAUCUAUACUAUUGAAAGUUGGAGUACUGGUUAUCUUUGGUGUGUUGGGGGGAGUAAUGAUGGAGCCUGUAAAGAAAGUUUCUGGGAUUAUGGCUGUGUUCUAUUUCUUGAUCUGAGUCUGAGUAUUGGUUCAGUUUGAGAAAAAUUCAUCAGUGUGCAUGUUUAAGUUAUGUGCAGUUUUCUGCAUGUAUGUGUAUUAUUAUUAUUUAUUGCAAUAUAUAAUAUUUAAGAGUUAAAGUAAAAAUAAAAUUAUUAAAAAUGGCUAAUAGUAAAAAAUACUCAAAGAUGAAUUCAUUGUGUUUUGAGAAAUUAAUAUUUUAUUUUCAUUUCAAUUGUUCACAUCAAGGUUGCUAAUCACUUAAGUAUACCAGUAACAAAGUACAGGGUACACUAAAUGACUAGAUUACAAAGAAGUCACACAUUUGUAUUUAAGAAGAAAGUUUAGUCCAUGAUUGUCUGAUUUGCUCAAAGAUUGAACUCCAAAAUAGGUUAAGAAUAUAAUAUGAUCUCAAUAUAUAAAAUCUUUACCUUAGCAAAGAGAAAGAAAAUCCUAAACAGCAUUGACUACUUUGAAGACAAGAGAAAUAUUUAUUAUUGAAAGUCCACAAAUGCCAGGUAAUGUGCAAGACAUUUGGAGCGUUGUCAAUUUCAAUCCUCACUAAGAAGUAUAUAAUCUACUAAUUUCACCAAAAAUGAUACUAAAUUUCCAAAAGAGUCUUGGGCAAUAAGAUUUAAAAUCCAGGUCCACGUGACUUCGUUUUUCUACUAAGUUGUCUCAUUCCUACAAGAAACACUUAGAAAAAGUCUGUAGUUCAAGAAUGAGGGAGAAAAUAGAAUAGCAUUGUAGGUAUAGUAAGAUUGGGGUGGGGUUGCCAUGCUUCUUUAAAUAUAGUAUUAGCUAGAACCAGUUGAAAUAAUCAUUUUUAUAGGAAAUGGAAUAGUGGCAAUUAUAUCUAUUUUAAAACAGUUUGCUAUCAAAUUUUAUGGUAAGAGGAUUUAAUGUUGUGUUUUAAUAUGCGUACAAAUUAUAAAUAGUUCUACCUGAUCCAGAGGGCCUUCUUUUAGGAAAAAAUAGUCAAGACAAUUAGAAUAUGAAAACAUGGCAGUGGUUCCAGAUGGGGAUGCCUUUGUUAAACCUCUACUCAAUCACUUUAGACUUGUGCAAACUUGGGCAAGCUACCUUCUCUGUGCUUAUUUGGGAGUAAUAAUUUUAUCUAAUUCUGAAGUUGUUUGGAAAAUUAAA